UCAGCCAUUUAAGCAAUAAAAAAAAACAAAAUAAAAAUUCUCAUCGAUAACAGAUCUAGUUAUGCAGGAAGGAUAGAGAAUUUCAGAGAUCCUAUCGAUAAGAGACGAUUGCGGCCGAGUGACAAUGCAUAUCAGACUUAUUUGAUUUCACGGAGAUUGUUGCUCCGUUAUCAUUUUCAGAUACAGGUCUUAUAUAAAAUAUCUGACAGCGCACAAACAGCACAUUUCCUGAGCAAGUAUGCUGCGAUUGGUUGCUCUUUUGGGCUUGUUGUCAGCAGUGGCUGCCCGGUUGAGGAUAGACCCGCUUGUUGAUACUCAGCGGGGCCUCAUCAGGGGACUGAGGUCCGAAAAUGGAAAGUUCUCGAAGUUUUUGGGCAUACCGUACGCACUAGUCGACGAGGACAAUCCUUUCGGGCCAUCAGUACCACACCCUGGUUUCGAAGAGACAUUCGAAGCGUACGAUGAUUCCGUAGUUUGUCCUCAAGUUACUAAUAACGUCGGAGUUGGUAGUCUCCAGUGUUUGAACCUAAACGUUUAUGUCCCAAACACGGCUACAUCGCGCAACAAGCGCCCCGUGAUGGUUUGGAUCCACGGAGGAGGCUACACUAGCGGCAGCGGGACAAGCAGGGACUACUCCUUCGAUGACCUGGUCCGACAUGACGUCAUCGUCGUAUCGGUCAGCUACCGACUCGGACUCUAUGGGUUCUUAUGUUUGGACAGUCCUGAUUUUCCCGGCAACCAGGGUAUGAAGGACCAAGUUCUUGCUUUGAGAUGGAUUAAGGAAAAUAUCGAAGCGUUCGGCGGGGAUGCCUCUAAAAUAACCUUAUUUGGAGAAAGUGCUGGCGGCGCCGCUGUCGAGCUACACCUACUGACCGACCAGGAUAAGCUGUUCAAUCAGGUGAUCAUUCAGAGUGGAUCUGCUUUCUUUCCUGGGGGUAUUGGGCAACCUAGCAACCGUGUUCCAAUAGAAAUAGCAAGCCAGCUGGGAUUCAAAACUGACAACUUCUUAGAGGCGGUAAAGUUUCUGGCCGAUCAAGACCCCCACCUGGUGGUUGCAGCCAGCACCUCUCAAAGCUUUACUUUAAGAGGCGGUACACUCAAACCUUGCAGAGAAAACAAAUACGACGGAGUUGACAGUUUUCUUUCCGACUUUCCUGAAAAUUUAGAGGCUAGAAACAUUCCUGCUAUUUAUGGAGUAACCAAUAAAGAAUAUCUAACAUUACAUGCUUAUGUGACCCCAGAAGACUACGAGGUGACAGGAAUUCAAACAUUUCUGGAACGGGCUUUCAACUUGACCGAUAACGAUAUGGAAGACCACGUGAGACAUUUCUACAUCGGAGACGAGACGCUGACCGAGGAGUUUUUCGAUGAGUUUAUAGAUUUUGCGUCGGACUAUUUCUUCAACUACGCCGUUCAGCGGUCUAUUAAGAAGUCAUUGGCCGACGGUAACAAGGAGGUAUAUUACUACGUGUUCUCGUACGACGGAGGCAGGAAUGCCAUGAAGGAGUACCUCGGCAUAACGGCGGAGGGCGCUGCGCACGCGGACGAGCUCGGCUACCUGCUGGCCGUGGAUGCGGUCCCGGGACAACACAUUGCCGAGGAGGACCAACUGAUCAUCGAUAGGAUCACUACUCUUUGGGCUAAUUUUGCUAAAUACGGCAACCCCACCCCUGAGCCGACGGACCUGCUGCCGGUCGUGUGGAUGACAGUAGAAGGUAACAAGCGGCCGUAUCUGGACAUCAACACCGACCUCCAGCUUAGAAGCAGGCCCUUCCACCACCGGAUGGCCUUCUGGGAUCUCUUCUAUAAGCUCUAUGGAGAAUUGGAGCGCAAGAACUAAAAGGCCGAAAUAAACGAUGAACCAGUACGAGAUACGGUUUGUACGACGACAAGAAUACUAACCAGGACGCUUAUAUACAUAAAUGUAGUCUACAUAAAUUGAAUCUAUGCAUUUUAGAUGUUUUUCAUUUAUUAUAGUUUCU
Bombyx mandarina (wild silkworm) is the source of this 1982-nucleotide messenger RNA. Its product is annotated as esterase FE4-like. NCBI's taxonomy places the organism in Eukaryota, Metazoa, Arthropoda, Insecta, Lepidoptera, Bombycidae. The record is from RefSeq and is a predicted model, not a curated record.